AUGGCGUUCAAUCCCAAUCCUUCCAACCCGCUGUUUGGUGGUCAGAAGCCCGCUGGCUCUCUCUUUGGCUCCUCUACCCCACAACCAUCCGGUGCGUUGUUUGGCAGUACGCAGCCCCAACAGCAGCAGCAGCCACAACAACAGCAGCAACAGCAGCAGCAACAGCCCGCCGGCACUUCCGCCUUUGGCGCAUUCGGCCAACCUGCUCAAAACCAAACAGCGAACACCACCGGCAGCUUCUUUGGCUCCACGCUCGGGUCGAACACCCAGCAGCCGGCGCAGGGCUCGACGCUCUUCGGGAACCCCGCCGGGGCCUUCGGACAGCCUCAGCAGCAACAACAGCAGCAGUCGACGAACAUAUUCGGACAGCCCGCUGGGCAGCAGCAGCAGCAGCAGGGUCAGACGGGGGCGAAUCCGUUCGGGCAGCCGGCAAAACCAGCGAACGCGCUCUUUGGCGCGAGCACGACCGCGUUCCCUUCAGCGUUUGGGACCUCGUCGAAUGCGCAGCCCGGGCAGCAGAGCACGCUGAACUUGGGGGCGUUUGGCGGACAGCAGAGCACGUUGAACCUGGGGGCAUUUGGCGGACAGCAGGCGCAGACGAACGCGGGCGCGGGCGUAGGGGCGGGCGCAGGCAAGAAUCUGUUUGGGUCGACGGCUCCCGGCGGUGCGGCUCAGAUGUGGGGGAACUCGACGCAACAACUGGCGCAAAGCACGGCCGCGCCACAAUUCACGAGGUCAACGAAGUUCAAUGACCUACCGGACCAGUCGAAGAAAAUGCUGGAGGAGAUUGAUUCGUUCAUCCAGGGGCGCGUGCAAAUAUGCAAGGACCUGAAGCAGCGGAAACUCGGGGACGAGGCGGUAAAGGGUCAGGAGGGCAUCCGUGUUGUGCAGAAGGACCUCAGUGGCGCCACCUCCCUCCUGCGGUCCGACGUACAGCAUACAAAAGACCUGAAGCAGCGGGUCGACCAAACGGUGCAGGAUAUGAUCGCCGCGACGCGCAUCGUGGACGGCUUCAGGAACCCACAACAGAACGGGCAGUACCUCAAGACGUACGCGCACUUCCCCCUCGAGUUCUUCCACCGCGUCACGGAGCAGAUGCGCGAGCGGUUGCGGUGGUACAAAGCCACGAUCGAGCAAAUCGAGCGCAAGCUCUCCUCGGCCGCGUCCCAGCCCCAGCACACACCCCAGGCCAUUGUGUCGACGCUCGAGGCGCAGCACACGACCUUCAUGGCGCUCGCCGCGAAGACGGCCGCACUCGAUGCGGAGCUGCAGAAGCUCCGGACGCUCUACACGCAACUCUGGCGCGCGAAGACCGGCAGCAUGCGUGAUCCGUUCAACGAGCUCGACCGCGGGAGCGACGUCACGUUCGGACUCGAGAGCCUCAGCUCCGCCCGGUGA
Epithele typhae is the source of this 1398-nucleotide messenger RNA. RefSeq lists its product as uncharacterized. Gene Ontology annotation, cellular component: nuclear pore. Gene Ontology annotation, molecular function: structural constituent of nuclear pore. NCBI's taxonomy places the organism in Eukaryota, Fungi, Basidiomycota, Agaricomycetes, Polyporales, Epitheliaceae. The coding region runs from base 1 to 1398 and encodes 465 amino acids. Gene Ontology annotation, biological process: nucleocytoplasmic transport. The transcript is spliced from 7 exons. The record is from RefSeq and is a predicted model, not a curated record.